Hipposideros armiger (great roundleaf bat) is the source of this 2165-nucleotide messenger RNA. RefSeq names its product septin 1 (gene SEPTIN1). NCBI's taxonomy places the organism in Eukaryota, Metazoa, Chordata, Mammalia, Chiroptera, Hipposideridae. The record is from RefSeq and is a predicted model, not a curated record. The transcript has 11 exons. The coding region runs from base 809 to 1912 and encodes 367 amino acids. Gene Ontology annotation, molecular function: GTP binding.
UGGAGGGGCCUGUGAAAGAUGCUGGGAAGAUUUCACAGAGGAGAGAGAGCACUUUGAAUCAAACCCUUGAGGGAUGAAGAGGAGUUCACCUGGUACAGAAGGAAAAUCUCAACAUGGGCAGAGUUAAGGAUGGGGGCAGUCAGUGCAGGCGAGUGAAUGAUGGGGUGAUGAAGCCAGAGGGGGACAGCAUUGGGGGCCGGCCAGAGCUCUGACUUGAUCCUGAGGUAACUGGGAAGCCCCUGAAAGGUUUCAAGGAGGGGAAACACCUUGGCCAGGAUUCUGAAGGGUCUCUCUGACAGUGUUGUCCAAAGACCUAAAGUCUUUCUAAGAAUUCAUUGCAAAAUCAAAAUCAAUCAAUCCAUUGCAUGAGCUGGCAAAGAAAAGUGACACCCCCUCCCACCCCCAAUCUUGUUAUGGCUUUUGGUCCACUCAGACCCUAGGCUUUUUUUUUUUUUCAACCAUCCCUGUCAAAGCCUUCAUUUCAUUUGCUAGAGAGACUACCCUGCUUCCUUCCUUCCUGCCUACACCCCACCUCAUAUGAGGGUGAUAGAUAGGGCUACAGUGGAGCUUGGAGGAAGGGUGUGCAAAGAACAGAGGGAUUGAAGCUUCCUAUAAGGGUGGAUGGAAAAAGAGAUCCAGGAGGUGAGGACCCCAGGUAUCCUUAGUUUUGGUUUCCUCCACCUCUCUAGGCCAGUUAGAACAUCUUAGCCUCCUCCAUAACCCUCCCCCUCGUUUGCUGCGCUCAACUUCCUGCCCCACCAGAGGAAGUGGGGAGAGACGGCAGGUGCAACGACAGCUAACCGGGGCCAUGGACAAGGAGUAUGUGGGUUUCGCAGCCCUCCCCAACCAGCUGCACCGCAAAUCUGUCAAGAAGGGGUUCGACUUCACACUCAUGGUGGCAGGGGAGUCAGGCCUGGGGAAAUCCACCCUCAUCAACAGUCUGUUUCUCACCAACCUCUAUGAGGAUCGGCAACUGCCAGAGGCCAGUGCUCGUUUGAAGCAAACGCUGACCAUCGAACGCCGGGGUGUGGAGAUCGAGGAGGGGGGUAUUAAGGUGAAGCUGACCCUGGUGGACACACCUGGCUUUGGGGACUCAGUGGAUUGCUCAGACUGCUGGCUGCCCGUGGUGCGCUUUAUUGAGGAACAGUUUGAACAGUAUCUUAGGGAUGAGAGUGGCCUGAACCGGAAGAACAUUCAGGAUUCCCGUGUGCACUGCUGCCUCUACUUCAUCUCACCCUUUGGCCGAGGGCUCCGACCCCUAGAUGUGGCCUUCCUCCGGGCGGUACAUGAGAAGGUCAAUAUCAUCCCAGUUAUUGGCAAGGCGGAUGCCCUGAUGCCCAAGGAAACGCAGGCCCUCAAGCAGAAGAUCCGGGACCAGCUGAAGGAGGAGGAGAUCAACAUCUAUCAGUUCCCCGACUGCGACUCCGAUGAGGAUGAAGACUUCAAGAGGCAGGAUGUGGAGAUGAAGGAAAGCAUUCCUUUCGCAGUUGUCGGUUCAUGCGAGGUAGUGAGGGACCGCGGGACGCGACCCGUGAGGGGACGCCGCUACUCCUGGGGUACGGUGGAGGUGGAGAACCCACAUCACUGCGAUUUCCUGAACCUGCGACGGAUGCUGGUGCAGACACAUUUGCAAGACCUAAAGGAGGUGACACACGACCUGCUCUACGAGGGUUACCGGGCCCGUUGCCUACAGAGCCUGGCUCGGCCUGGGGCGCGUGAUCGAGCCAGCCGCAGUAAACUUUCCCGCCAGAGCGCUACAGAGAUACCGCUGCCAAUGCUACCACUGGCCGACACAGAGAAACUGAUCCGCGAAAAAGACGAAGAGCUGCGCCGCAUGCAAGAGAUGCUAGAGAAGAUGCAGGCCCAGAUGCAGCAGAGCCAGGCUCAGGGCGAACAGUCGGACGCGCUCUGAGGCCCGUCUCCUGUCCAAUCCCGGAACCCCAGGCUGCCCCAGCCCCUAAUUCCGGAGCACCAGCCUGUAAAGCCGGCCCUUGUACUAGGUUCCGCGAAAACGUUCCCCCAAUCCUAGAGUUUGUAGCCCCGCCUUUGGUUCCGCCCCACCCUCCGCCACUUUCGAUGCCCUAGCUUCCAGCCUAUCCCCUGACCACCCCACCCCCUCCUCUUCUCCCGAGCUGUGUCUUCAAUAAAAACUAAGUUUCUCUGCG